AUGACCACUCACACCUUCUCCUCAUCAUCAUGUAAUUCACCAUACUUUAAUGACAUGACCAACAACAACAACAACAAUAACCAUACACGACAUGCUUCGGAACAACAAGAACCAUCGACUUGUUGCAAUAACGGUGAAGCCACUCAUUACUCCAACAACACCCUCACAACAAGGCCAACCAUUAUUAUGGAUGACUCCUCCUCGCCGUAUGCUGAAUCAACAACAACAACCACACCGUCGUCGUCAAUGGAAGCACUUUCCUCUCACUCCUCCACAUCAUCCUCUCAUUAUAAUCACUAUUCCAUCAACUUUUUUAAUCUUCCUUUGAAAAACUCUUGCAUACCCACCGUCUGGCACAAGCCUCUUCAAUGGCAAGCCUCCAUCAUAUUAUUUACAGUCUAUAGCGGAUAUGUCCUUCAAACCAUAUAUACUUUUAAAAAACAAGGAGAACAGGAAUAUGAGAGUACCUUUUGGGUAUUCAUCAUUGGUGUUCUCACAAUACUCGUGAACAGUGGAAGGCUUAUUCGGAUGGAAAAAGCAGAAAAUACAUUAGAAUCUAAGGUGAUUAUUCUGUUCAAUAUUUUGAGCUUUUCCAUUCGAUUUUAUGUGUUGAAAACGAAUCGUGGAAUACUUUUAUCGAAUGCUUUAGCAACUGUAGCUGUAAUGAGUAAGAAUACAGCUCAUUCCAAGGCUGAAGGAGCAUUUUGGGCUGCUUUUCCUGUCGCAGCCAUUUCAAUGCAUUACAUCAUGUUAGCUCUGUAUGAAAUGUUGACCAUUGAAUUGAAACAUUUCGAUAUGAUUUUGGACAUUCUUUUUGAGCACAUACCUUCUGUUUUUACAGUCAUCAUUUUUGGAACAUUUAUUAUAUUUGGAAAUGUUCAACUCUCAAGUGAAUGUGAUCAAUUACAAGAGACAACAGAAAAAUUAAAAACAGCUCUUGAUGCCAAAACCAAGUUUGUGAGUCAUUUGAGCCAUGAAUUUAGAACACCAACUCUAUCAAGUCUUGGAUCUAUUGAACUCAUUAAGGAAACCAAUUUAACAAAAGAACAACGAGAGUUAAUUGAUACGAUUGAAUCUGCUGAGAGUAUUUUAUUAACAUUGAUUGAAGAUAUUUUACUCUUUGUCAAGACUGAACAUGAAAGUAAAAACGAAUCCAAAUUGGAUCAAACAGAUGUCACGACUUACACUCAAGUAUUUAAUUUAGAAAAAUGUAUUGAGAGUGUUCGAGAAAUUAUUUCAAGUUAUGCGAGCAAAUUUCAUGUGGAUGUAAAAACAUUUAUUUCUGUGAAUGAAUCUUCCAUGAUGGUGAAAAUGAACCAAGCAAGAAUGAGCCAAAUUUUAGUGAAUUUAUUAACAAAUGCGGUUAAGGCUUCACACAAGAAUAGUUCAGUAGAGCUUCAUUGCAAUAUCAUUCCAAAUCCUCUCAAGAAUCAACAAUUUCCUGAAAAAACAUGGUUUGAAUUUAAAGUUGUUGAUUAUGGUGUUGGUAUACCGAAAGAUAAACAACAAUACAUUUUUCAACCAUUUGGACAAUUGCAUAAUUUGAAUGAAAGUAUAUUUCCAGGGAGUGGACUAGGUUUGAGUACCAUUAAGAAUAUUGUGAAAUCAAUGGGUGGACAAAUUGAAUUAUAUUCUAAAGAAAAUGAAGGAAGUACUUUUAUUGUGAAAAUUCCAAUUCAAAUUUGUGAAAAUUCAACUCCAGUGAUUUCUGCUCACGAAUCACCUAUAGAUGAAGAGUCUAAUCAAGACAUGUCUAUCAAGAAACAAAUUGAUAUCCAAAGUAAUUAUUUAGAUCAAUUUCAAAGAGCUCAAAAUUAUACAAGAAAUACAGAAUUCACACAACAUGAUACCUCUCUCUCAGAAAACAAUAUUAUUCUCGCUGAAGAUAAUGCUAUCAAUAGAAAAGUUAUUUCCAAGAUGAUGCAAAGUUUAGGAUUCAAUGUGGAUGUUGUUAAUGAUGGAAAGGAAUUGAUUGAAAAAGUUGAUCCACAACGACACAAACUUGUGAUUACAGAUAUGCACAUGCCAUUCCUUAAUGGUUUAGAAGCAUCAAAAAUUAUUAAACAAAAAUAUAAGGAUAUUAAGAUUAUCAUGCUCACAGCAGAUGCGUUAACCAAUGAAGCUAAAUAUGCUGCUGUUGUAGAUGCUGUCAUUUGUAAACCAUGUAAACGGUCCGAUCUGAAACACAAUAUUGAAAGUUUGUUUAAGAAUUAA
Naegleria fowleri is the source of this 2214-nucleotide messenger RNA. RefSeq lists its product as uncharacterized. Lineage: Eukaryota; Heterolobosea; Eutetramitea; Acrasida; Naegleriidae. Bases 1 to 2214 code for a protein of 737 amino acids. Gene Ontology annotation, biological process: phosphorelay signal transduction system; protein autophosphorylation. The transcript is spliced from 6 exons. The record is from RefSeq and is a predicted model, not a curated record. Gene Ontology annotation, molecular function: histidine phosphotransfer kinase activity; phosphorelay sensor kinase activity.